GCAGCAGCGCUGAGUGCGAGAGAGAGACUGAGAGAGCAGAUACAGUCAGAUCAUAUGGAGUGACGGGCAGCGAUGCCAGUGGAAACCCUGCAAGAGUACAGCGUAUACCUGAGAAAUACGGACGUCUGAGAGAAUAGCAGGACGAACUUCUUCGGAUACAUCACUGAAAUUUGCUAAAAAUCAGAUUUCAUCAACUAACAUUAAGGUGAAGUGAAUUUUGCAGGCGAACCUGUGUUUACAAUGGAUUCUCAGUCAUCAUUUGCCAUUUAAAUGGCAUGAAACGCGGUUGUCAAUAGAUGUUUGAAGUGCACAUGGAUGUUUCAGCUCUGCUCUUUUGUCUUUAUGGAGAACAUUGUGUGUCUGUACAAGAUCAGCUGAGUGAGUGUUUAUCAGAUGUUGAGAUGAUGUUCUCAGGACAAGUUCAUUUGUCGGAUAUGAAGUUAUAAAUCAGCGUGGCUUUGGGUGUAUUUUCUUACAAACAAGUGAAUUUUAACAUGUAAUUUGUUUCCAAUUAAAAAAGUAAACCAGCAGUAAGCAAUCAUGGUAGAACCUGUUGGCUUUGUGGAAGCGUGGAAAGCUCAGUUCCCUGACUCAGAUCCUCCUGAGAUGUCUUUGAACUCUGUUGGAGACAUAGAGCCGGAGCUGGAGAAAUGCAGAAACUCUAUUAGGCGUCUGGAGAUGGAAGUGAACAAGGAGCGCUUUCGAAUGAUCUACCUACAAACGCUUCUGGCCAAGGAGCGGAGAAGCCAUGACUCUCAGAGAUGGGGUUUCAGUAGGGUCUCACAAGGUGAGCGUAAGCCAGCGUCCUUGGACGCCCAUCAUCAGAAAUCUGAUGGAAGCAGGUGUCUCCCAGCCAAACUGAAGCACACAACCGCAGCAGAGGACAGCCAUGAGUCUCAGCCUUGUGUUGAGGUGGUGGGAUGUGAUGUCUCGGACUUGGACAGGCAGAAAAACAGAGAUGGAGAAGUUGACGGGAUGUCUCCAUACAAAAGAAGGAGCGUUGAAGCUCCACUCAGGCCCAUUGCUGGACGUGGACUUGCGCACCAUGAGACGGAUGUUGUUCCAGAGUCUCCACCAAAGGAGAAGGUCACCACGGGGUUGGGAGUCGCCGCGCUUCGGUCAAACUUUGAACGUAUCAGAAGAGCCAAUUCUCAAACAUCUGGCGAGGGGAAAAGUGAGAGGCCUUACUACGUCAACAUGGAGUACCACCACGAGAAAGGUCUUGUUCGGGUCAAUGAUAGAGACGUCUCAGGGAAGAUAAGUAGUCUGGGCAGUCAAGCUAUGCAGAUGGAGCACAAGAGAUCUUUGCAUUCUGUCCCAGGUAAUCUGUCCACUGCUUUUGGGGACAUCCGUAAACCAGAGCGGUCUCAUGAAAGAGCCAUGGACAGUGGUUACAACUGUGAGUACGAGGAGCCUGAUCUAAACCCUGGGUUUGUCAAGGACAGUUCAGUAAGACUUAAUGGAAGAAGAGCACCUCAGCAGAACUGGCACCAGUCAGACUGUCAGCCGUAUACGACUGUUUAUGUGGGGGGCAUUAUGGGAGACGGAGAGGACCUGCACUUGACCUGGCCCAGGCGGUCUUACUCGCCUGGAAGUUUUGAGGAUGGAUACACGCCGGAUUGCAGCUCCAAUGAAAACCUGACAUCCAGCGAAGAAGACUUCUCCUCAGGGCAGUCCAGCCAUGUGUCCCCGAGCCCCACCGCCUACCGAAUGUACAGAGAGAAGAGUCGCUCUCCAUCCCAGCACUCCCAGCAGUCUUUUGAAAGUGGCAGCCCCCCUACCCCACAGUCCCAAAUGCGUCUCAAGCAACAGCUAGCGCUCUCCGACGCCAAUGUUGUUGGUGUCCGCAAGAUCUGGCCUGCUGAUGGAGGCUCCAACAACUUCAGCAACAGUUUCCUUGGAGAUCUGGACAUCUCAUUUAGCGGGACCCCGCCUCCAGCGUAUGUUUAUGAUGGCGAUCGAGGUGAGGACCAUCGUAUGCAGCCUGACGUUGCGUCCUACACGGAUGACUCCCUCUCCUCUCCGCGCCUUCACCCGAAGGGUCGAAUUAUUAGGGAGCCCCCUUCCUCGGGGUCCCUGGAGUCCACUAAAUCAUCGGAGUUGGAUGUCGAAAAAGGGUUGGAGAUGAGGAAAUGGGUCUUAUCAGGGAUCCUGGCCAGUGAGGAGGCCUAUCUGAGCCACUUGGAGGCGCUCUUACUGCCCAUGAAGCCCCUGAAAGCUGCUGCCACUCUGCAAAAAUGCAUUGAGGUUGAAGUCAGGCUGGCCAGCCAGCUCGGCAUGUACAGGGCUUUUGUGGACAACUAUAAGGUUGCCGUGGAAACAGCCGAAAAGUGUUGUCAAGCCAAUUCUCAGUUUGCAGAGAUUUCAGAGAAUCUGAAAGUGAGGAGCGCUAAAGAGGGUAAAGAUCAGAAUGCCAAGAACUCUCUGGAAACGCUGCUGUAUAAACCAGUGGAUCGAGUCACUCGCAGUACCCUCGUCCUCCACGACCUGUUGAAGCACACCCCAUCCAAUCAUCCAGAUCACCCCCUCCUGCAGGAUGCCCUCCGCAUUUCCCAGAACUUCCUCUCCAGCAUUAAUGAGGAGAUCACGCCCCGCCGUCAGUCUAUGACAGUGAAGAAAGGAGAGAAUCGACAGCUUCUCAGAGACCAGUUUAUGGUGGAGUUAGUAGAAGGGGCACGAAAACUUCGGCAUGUCUUCCUCUUUACCGACCUGCUGCUUUGCGCCAAAUUGAAGAAACAAACCGGAGGGAAGGGGCAGCAGUAUGACUGUAAGUGGUAUAUCCCACUAGCUGAUGUCACCUUUCAGACCAUUGAUGAAUCGGAGUCUUCACCGGUCCCCCAGAUACCAGAGGAGGAGAUGGAUGCUAUGAAGGUCAAGAUCUCCCAGAUCAAGAACGAGAUUCAGAGAGAAAAGAGAGUUUGUAAAAGAGGUAAAGUCCUUGAUCGUCUCAGGAAGAAACUGUGUGAACAGGAAUCGCUGCUGCUGCUCAUAUCUCCAUGCAUGGCCUUCAGAGUCAGUAACAGGAAUGGCAAGGGCUAUACAUUCCUGAUUUCAUCUGAUUACGAGCGAGAAGAAUGGAGGGAGAUCAUUCGGGAACAGCAGAAAAAGUGUUUCAAGAGUUUUUCUUUGACUUCCCUGGAGUUGCAGAUGCUCACCAACUCCUGUGUGAAGCUACAGACAGUUCACAAUGUUCCUCUGACAAUCAAUAAAGAAGAUGAUGAAUCCACGGGGCUGUAUGGCUUUCUAAAUGUGAUUGUUCAUUCUGCAACAGGGCUGAAACAGAGCUUGAAUCUGUACUGUACAUUGGAGGUGGACUCGUUCGGCUAUUUCGUGAACAAAGCAAAAACUCGUGUGUAUAGAGACACCACAGAGCCAAACUGGAAUGAGGAGUUUGAGAUCGAGCUAGAGGGCUCUCAGACCCUCAGACUGCUGUGCUACAGUAAGGUCAAACAGUGCAGGGAUGAUGGGGAGAACAUGGAUCGCAUCAUGGCCAAAGGACAGAUUCAGCUGGAUCCUCCAUCGCUGCAGGGUAAAGACUGGCAGAGGACAGUAAUCAGCAUGAAUGGGAUUGAGGUCAAGCUGUCUAUGCGGUUUACCAGCAGAGAGUUCAGUCUGAAGAGGAUGCCGUCCAGGAAACAGUCCGGAGUGUUUGGAGUCAAAAUCGGGGCUGUUACUAAACGGGAGCACUCCAAAGUGCCUCUUAUUGUGAGACAGUGUGUAGAAGAGAUUGAGCGCAGAGGGAUGGAGGAAGUGGGCAUCUAUCGUGUCUCUGGUGUGGCCACUGACAUCCAAGCCCUAAAAGCUGCCUUUGAUGCCAACAAUAAAGAUGUUUCCGUUAUGAUGAGUGAGAUGGACGUGAAUGCCAUCGCUGGAACGCUGAAGCUUUACUUCAGAGAGCUUCCUGAGCCCCUCUUCACUGACGAACUCUACGCAAAUUUCACUGAAGGCAUUGCAUUAUCAGACAGUGUGGCAAAGGAAAGCUGUAUGCUCAAUUUGUUGCUCUCGCUACCUGAACCCAACCUGCUGACCUUCCUGUUUCUACUGGACCAUCUGAAGAGGGUUGCUGAGAAUGAGAGCGUCAACAAGAUGUCCUUCCACAAUCUCGCCACAGUAUUCGGCCCGACCCUCCUUCGCCCCUCUGAAAAGGACAGUAAAAUUCCAGCCAAUCCCACGCAGCCCAUCUCUAUGAGUGACAGCUGGUCUCUUGAGGUUAUGUCUCAGGUCCAGGUAUUACUGUACUUCCUGCAGCUGGAGGCGAUCCCUACUCCGGAUAGUAAACGGCAGAGUAUGCUUUUCUCCACGGAGGUUUGAAAAGGAACUCAGAUGCAUUAUGGUGUGAAAUGCACUGGGACUGAUUCAGCAUGCGACCAAUGGAGGGCACCAACAUCCUACUGAAAUCUUACAAGCGGAGUGAAUUCCCUGCAUCAGUAGCAUUCUGUUGAUAUUUCUGUAGUGAAGAAUGACAAGCCAGUCUGAUAUCUUCUCAUGAACUCACUGUUACAAGCACUUAAGAGUUACAUUCAACAUGCAGGUGAUGUUGCUUAUUUUCACUCUCAUCCAUUGUAGGAUUUCUGACUGAAUGGUGGCUCACACUUUGAGUGCCAAGCUUCUCGUAGAUCAUUGGAUGGUGAAUGUUAUUCUUGUGUUUUCUCUUGUUCCUUUCAGCACUGUGGGUUUCUAAAGAAUUACACAUUCCAGUUUUCCAUAAACGCUUUAUUUGAUCUGACAUUUUGCUCACCUAUGAUUUAUGUCUUCCCAUGGCGAGGGCUACGGAACAUCUGAAUACGUAAAUCAUAAGGAGGAACACAUUUAUAUGGCCCCUUUCUGAUGGAUAAAACACAACACAACACAGAGAACUAAAAUGUGAGGUUCUUUAACCAACGUGUGACUAUGGUCAACAUGUUAGCAUAUUAGUUCGUAACUAAAAAGAAUAUACGACACAAUUAUAGUUUACCGUUCCCAUGAUUCCCAAGUAUGUACAUUCCUUUUGUUUUAUGAAAACAUUUCUCUAUUUUAUCUCACAUAAAUCCAACUAAUAUUGGAUUACUGAGCCUAUAUUAAAACAAUACAGCACACAUUGGUCAUAUCACAUGAUAUUAUAGGACUGUAACACAUUAUUUUUCAGUACUGUUUAAACUGGAAACCUCACAUAACUUAGGAAAUAAAACAUAAAAUAGUUUUAAAUCUUUAUAUCAUUUAAGGUAUUAUAGGAAAUGAUUAACCGUAACUGAUGGACUCAAUAUAUUCAAAUGGAUAUAGGAGUUCUCCAUCAGAAUAAUAUCACUGCUACAUUAGUUUUCUGUAUUUAAGAAAUAGCAAAAAUUAACUUAAUUCAAACACUGUACAUUUUUCUUGUUUAAUCAUUUGGGUUCAUUAUAUUUUCACUUUGUAAAAUUUUGCUGUUCACAAAACUUGCAAGCACUUUGCGAUCCUGAGCAGUGUCAAUAUCUUGCCCUGUUAAGUGUGUGUGUAAAUUGUUCAGUGUAUUAUGGCUAAUAUGCAUAUAUCUGUAUUAUGUUGUUCAGAACAAAGGAGAGGUUGUGUAUUAUUUGGAUGUCAUGUAACAUGCAGGCAUGUUGUUUUGUUAAUGACUUAUUUUUCUUUUAGAGAUUUCCUUUAGUUAUUGUGCCAUGCUUGUGUAUUUCCUUUAGACUAAGGAAAACUGAGACAUUCCUGUAAUUGUGUUGAAGAUCAUUGCCUUUCUCUGUUCUUAUUCCAUUGUAUGUUCUGGAAUCUGCACUAACUUUAUCAAGCUCCUGCUUGAAUUACAGCUAUAUCCAUUCCUCCUUUUUCUCUCGUUUAUUUGGUCCGUUGCACGCUGUACUGAUGAAGAUAUUCCUGGCUGCUAUUUUACAACCCAGCUUCCAUGAUGAGGAAAUGUUCUGUAUAUGGAUAAGUAUGGCACAGUGUGGAUUAAGGAGAUUGAUCACAAUAAACUCCUUCAUCCUCUUGUUUCCACAGA
Molecule: messenger RNA, 5962 nt
Organism: Sinocyclocheilus anshuiensis
Lineage: Eukaryota; Metazoa; Chordata; Actinopteri; Cypriniformes; Cyprinidae
Product: breakpoint cluster region protein-like
Exons: 25
Coding region: 541-4311 (1256 amino acids)
Biological process (GO): positive regulation of GTPase activity; protein phosphorylation; intracellular signal transduction
Cellular component (GO): membrane
Molecular function (GO): protein serine/threonine kinase activity; GTPase activator activity; guanyl-nucleotide exchange factor activity
Source: RefSeq, a predicted model, not a curated record